This is a messenger RNA of Drosophila rhopaloa, 5402 nucleotides long. Its product is annotated as myb-like protein X. Gene Ontology annotation, biological process: regulation of transcription by RNA polymerase II. Lineage: Eukaryota; Metazoa; Arthropoda; Insecta; Diptera; Drosophilidae. Gene Ontology annotation, cellular component: nucleus. The transcript is spliced from 13 exons. Gene Ontology annotation, molecular function: transcription cis-regulatory region binding. Bases 572 to 5134 code for a protein of 1520 amino acids. The record is from RefSeq and is a predicted model, not a curated record.
CGUUUGGAACGCGACGUGAUCGCCUUGUGAGCGCCAUUGUGAAAAGUGAAAAAUGGAUUUUCCACCCUGGGCAGUCGAUGCGCUUGGGCCGCCCGAGCAUGUGUCGUCGCUUUUCAGCGAUUAACAAGUGUUUUCCCCCAGUUUUCCCCAACCACUCUCCGCCGGCGUGGGCCAAGCGGAAAUGAGAAAAUUUAAUUUUAACAAAUAUUAAUUGUCAUCCUGUGUCAAAUCAAAUUGAAACUCGUGUGUGCGUGUGUGUUUUGUGUAAUUGCGUAAAUAAUCUUUUAAAUUAAUUACUGUUUAAGACUCAAGUAAGUUGAAACUUACCCAAGCACAGUAGAAAUUAAAAAAGUAAACGUGAAUAAUAAUCCCUUCAAGUUCUUUAAGUUGAAAGCAUUUAGAAUACAACAAAAUUCGAAAUAAUUGCCACAAAGCAACUAUUUGUUUAUUAAACGAAAACCACACACACACACAAAGAAAACCAAACGAAGGGGAACAAAUGGAUUUAGGAAUAGAGGAAAAUUAAAAUAACACACCAGAGAUAGCGAGAAAAAUCACUAAGAGAGCGAAUAUGUUUAAUUUGCUGCGAAGAUCGCGUCGUGGAAAAACGCACAAGACGCAGGCCUACGACAUCGUCGAGGAUGAGGAGGAGGGGGGACCCAUGAGAUAUAGCCAGAUCGGAGCAUUAUCCACCGCUCUUAGCCAAGAGCGACCGGAAAGAGCUCGACGGGCGGUGAUCGAAGAGCUGGAGGACUUUGCCAGCGACUUUGACAACGAUGCCAGCGGCGACGAAGAGCGUUUAAAAUUAGCAAAAACAGCUGCUAAUGGCCGCUCCGACCAUUUGUAUAUAAAUAAAAUGGGCGGAGAUGCGAGGACGUAUUCCUCGGGCGGUGAUCGAAAUGCGGCUCCCAGCAGUCAAAACGAGGCAGCCAGCGCGAUCGCGAGCAAAAGCGUUGAUGACCACCAUCAAAUUGCCACUUUCGAGUCCGAAAUCGAUGGAGCUAUAGUUCAUCGCCAGCGCAACGAGGAUAGUGAACCGCACAAGCGACAAUCGCUGCUCUCCCUGGGAAGUUUUAAGCUCGGCCCCAGCCGAGAUAGUCCAGAAAAAGAGCCGAAAAAGCCGAGGAAAAGUCUGCAAAAGAGUCGCGAUUUCCUUAGCGACAUUUUCAUGGCGCGUGGUCGAAACCACCAGCGUCAAAAGCAGCAAAUUGCCGCCGCUGGCAAGCCGAAUAAAUCGAUCAGUAAAAGUAAUGCCAAAGACGUAAUCGCCCAUAGUGGUGCCGCACACCUUGAAACGAACUCCGACCCCGCGCUCGCAUCCCCGACUACUUAUCAAAUGACUUUGGCUAAUAAUAGCCCAGAGAAUAGCGGCCAACGAAGAGUGAGCGAAGAGAAAAGUAAGCCAGCUGGAGGGCAGGAAGAGCACAAGAGUUUUCCCGCAGAGAACGGGCAUUUUCCGCUAGAUAUCGAGCCGGAAAAAGAGCCGAGAGUCAUGCGUUCGUCGAUCAUUCAAGCGGCAAACGUUGAGCGGCCAACAGCAAUUGCCGAACAGCAGCAGCAACAGCAGCAGCAGCAGCCCGGCAAUGCAAUUGCUGCCCCGCAGCAACAUCUGGCCAACCAGCAGCAACAUCAAGCGCCACAGCAGCAACAGCAACAGCAGCAACAGCAACAUCAGCAACAUCAGCAAUUAAGUGACAUAACCAUGGGCCAAACCAGUGCCAAACCGAACGAAAUCAGUUCGGCCCACAGUUCGCGUUCGAGUACGCCGCGUGAGUUCCGUGAAUCGGUCGUGAGUCCGCCGCAGGCCCCGCCCAGGCAUCAAAAGUCCCCGGAAGUGCCCAAGAUCACCGUGGAAGAUUGCAGUUUUCCAGAGGAAACAGCGGGAAAAGCCGCCACACAGGAAAUAUUCUACGAACUGAAUGAACCCGCCGAAGAUUCGCUAAAUAUCGAGGAACUCAACGAGGCGCAUAUCGAGACUUUAGAAGAUGAGGUCUUCGCCUCGGAUAUUCCAGCUACUAUCUACCAAAAUUCUACCAGUCGCCCAUGGACUCGCCUGAGUCAUGUGAAGCUGGAAAAUGUCCAGGAGGAAGCCGAGGAAGAGGAGGAGGAGGAUCAGGAAAUGGACGAUGUAGAUGAGGCUGUGGACUUGGACUAUGAACACAAUAUAAGCAACAAUCAGACGAAUGGCAACUCCCGGCAAUCGGCCAGCAGUGAGAGAAGUGCCCUGAAAAGUGACUCCAAUCUGAGCAGCAGCUAUGCGGAUUCCGGGAUCGGGGAGCAGGAGCUGAUUACCCCACAGCAGCCACCUCAGCCACCGCCCCGCAGCUCCUCGCACAUGGCCACCGCCCAGAACCUGAGCCACACCUUCAUCCGCGAUGGCAACUCCACCGAUUGCGAGGAGACCUUUCUGCAGUGCGACGAACUCGACGACAUUGAGCGUUUCAGCGAGUUCAGCGAGCGAUUGGUAUGCAUCGAGAGCAUCAGUCUGCCGGAUGUGGUUGUGGAGUCAACGACCGCCAAUGCCGCCGCAUCAGGAACAUCGGCAACAACAGCAUCGGGAACAGCAACAGCACCACCAUCCACAACCACAAAUGGCGGCGAUUCGCAGAUCAACAUCAAUAUACCCAAUGGAGCGGGGGGCAACAGCCUGGGCAAUGUGCACUUCAUACCCAUCCACGUGGAGGGUCGCAGUCGCAGCAGCAGUCCCAAGCAGCGCAGCAAGGACGACUCCUUCCUCGGCCAGGACAUGCCGCCCAGCAUCGAGAUCGUCGAGGAUGGCAGUGUCCUCAACAAGCCGGUGCGCCAGGAGAGCCCCUUUGAUAACCAGGAACUCAGAAAGGAGCUGAAACAGCAGAAAGUUCGAUUCGCCAGCCAAUUGGACGAGGCCCACAAGAAUGCCAAUCAACUGGAGGCCAAGGUUGGCGACAUGCAGUUCAAGAUCCAGAAACUGGAACAGGAACUGUCUAUUAAGCAGUGGAAUGUGGAGCGACUCCAGGGCGAACUGAGUGCAGCCCACAAGGACGAUGAAUAUGUGCGGAAAAAACUGAAACUUUUGGAGGAUGAAAAAGUUCACCUACGGCACAAAUACAGCGAAAAUCAAGAUGAAUUCCAGAUCAAAUAUAACGAACUCGAAGCCCAGUAUACCGAACUAACCGAGAAGUACAAAUCGACCCAAAGCCUGGCCAAAAGUUUGCAGACACAAUUGGCCUGUGCCCAAGUCGAAGCUGAGGAAUGGCGCCAGCAGGUGGAGAGGAUCCGAGCGGAUCUGGAGGAGCAGAUGCGCAUCCUGAAGAACGCACUGGACAACUCCGAGGCGGAGCGCAAGAUCUGUGAGGACAAAUGGCAGAAGGAGUUCGAAAUGCUCAGGACACACAAUCGAGAACGCGAGGAGUCCCUGAUGACGGACUGCGAGUGGCAGCUGCGGCAGAUGCAGCGGCAGUGCAAGGACAAGACGGACAAGUCCAACUACGAGCGGAAGCAGGCAUCUGCGAAGGCGGAGGAGCUGGAACUGGAGCUGCAGUCCCGGCGGAAGGAGUCCGAGUUGCUGCGCACCUGCCAGGCGCAGGUGAACUCGCUGAGGGGCGUGGUCAACGAGCAGGAGCAGUCCAUCCAAACACUAAUGGACCGCAUCGAGAACCUGAAGGCGGAUCUGCAGUCGGCCAAUGAGAAUCUCGAGGCGCAGAUCGAGGCGGUGCACAAGAUCAAGUAUCAGUGUGAUAAUGCCAUUUAUGACAAGGAGCGUCAAAUGAUCUACAAAAUCGAUGAGGUGCGCAACGAGGCGGCCGCCUUCUGGGAAAACAAACUUUACACAGAGAUGACAAGACUGACAAAUGAACUGGAGUCCGUGUAUGUGGACGAGCGCCGGGAUGCGUUGGAUAAACUGCAGAACGAGCACAUCGAGGAGCUGCGGGCAUUGACCAACCGAUAUACGUCCAACGAAGAGGAACUGCGAGCUGAAAUCGAGGAGCUGCACGAGAGCCUGGAGCAGAAGAAACAGGACUUCCUCAGCCUGCGCGAGCGUUCCGACAAUGCCCUUCUCCAGACCCGCAUGCAUUUGGAUAAAGCGGAUAGGGAGUACCAGAAUGCCAUGUGCCGCGAGGAGGACCGCCGCGUGGAGAUGGAGGAGCGGCUGAAGAAGGAGUUCGAGGCGGAGAAGGCCGAGAUGGAGGAGAGGUUCCGCGAGCGACUUGGCCAGGUGAAGGAGGAGUUCGCCAAGGAGCUGCAGCUCUCCACGCAGGACAUGGUCGAUUCGCAUCGCAAGGAGCUGGACUCUCAAAAGGCCAAGUUGCAGGCGGAGAGGGACGAGGCACUGCAGGAACUUGUGGAACGACAUCGCGCGAAAAUGGCCGCUGCCGAUGAACGAAUCAACAUGGAUCAGCAUUUAGGGCGAUCGACAACCUCUCCGGCCCUGUGGGCGUUGGCCAAGGGGGCGUGGCCGUAUAUGCCGACGCUAUAUGUUCUGUAUUUGACCAUGUCGCCGCUGAUCGCAAUCGCAUGCUUAGUGUUCAAUAUUGUCGCUGUGCUCUAUAUCAAAUACCGUCACCUCCUAGUCGAUGUAGAACUUCGGCACCAGCGCAAUCUCAAGGACCUGAAGGCGGCCUACGAUGCCGAGAAGGCGGCGCUGGACAAGCGCGACAUCAGCAACGCCAACGAGAUCGAGCAGCUGCACCGCAAGUGCCGCUGCCUGACCAACCUGUUCGAGGAGAUGCGAAUGCGUUACGAAAGGCGAGAUCCCCGAGCCGAGGAUCUGCGUGAGAUUUCCGAGCUACGAACACGGUGCGAAAGUCAGGAGCGGGAUUUGUACGUGCUUACGGAUCGCCUGCGCGAAAUGCAGAUUCAAAUGUCCGAGAUGCAGCAAAAUGGAGAUCGAAAGGGAGGAGGGAAAUCGGUGAAGAAACCUCCGCCCAAGUCGAUAGCCACCAACUGUGACGUCAUCUACGAAGAAAACGAAGAACGGGAAUCCCCCGAGCAGGAAAAUGGGGAAAACUCCUCCCAGGGAGAUGACGAUGACCAAGGGGAGGAGGGGGAAAUCGAACAGGAACCCAGCGACACGGAGUCAAAUCACACGAUCGAGGUCAAUGGAAAGUCCGAUCGGAUCAACGAAGAUGACGCCCAUCUAAUCACCGCCGUGUGAUCUCUUCUUUAUUCUGCAUCUUCCAAAUUUGUGGCUGUAUUUUUUCGGGAUCCCCAGGAGUUCCUGAACCAAGGAUGUGCGAUCCCGGUUGCUUUGGUGCUUCAUGUGCUGCCCUCUGUAUCGCAGGAUACGGAAAUGUCCCACUCAAAACAAAAAAUCGCUCAAAGCUUGAACUCAUAAAAAUUGUAAAUGAAAUUUCUGAAUUGGUUUCUGAAACCUCAAAAAAAAGAACGAAAUAAAUGUAAAUAUUUUUAACUAAAAAAAAAUA